CAGGGUCACACAGGGGAGAGGGGGACGGGGACACACUGAGAGGGACACGGAAUGGGGGACAGGGACACAAGGGUGGUGUACAGUGAUACACUGAGGGGGACACGAGACGGGGGACAGAGGCACACACAGGCAGAUGGGGACACACGGGGAGAGGGGGGGGACAUGAUGCCACCAGGACACACGUGUGGGGACGCUGCCACGACAUCUCAGCACAAGAAGCCACCAGGACGUGCCACCAGGACGCGCACUGGGACAAAAGCCGGAUGCGGUGACACCCAGUGCGGGGCCACCAUGUGACCCGCGGGUGACACCGCCCCGUCCGACCCUUGUCCUGUCCCCAGCCUGUCCUCAGGACCGGCUCCAUGGCGGUGGUUUCCGCGCUGGGUUCCCUGGCCGCGGUGGCCCUGGGCACCUUCGUGGUGGCCCUGCUGCUGCGGUGGCUCUGGGAUGCGCUGCUCGCUGUCACCCGAUUCCGGGCCACUUGUCGCCAGCUGAACAAGUUUCCCACCCCGCCCUGGCGCAAUUGGUUGCUGGGACACACCGGCAUGGGCCAGAGCACAGAGCAGGGUCUGCAGCAGGUGGACGCCUUGGUGGCCGGGUACUGUUAUGGUUGCCUCUGGUGGGGACUUCCCUGGCUGCCCGUCCAGCGCCUCUUCCACCCCAGCACCCUUCAGCCACUCCUCAGUGCCUCAGCUUUUGUGACCCCCAAGGACAAAACUUUCUAUGGCUUCCUCAAGCCCUGGCUUGGGGAGGGGCUGCUGCUGAGCGGCGGGCAGCACUGGGCACGGCACCGGCGGCUCUUGACCCCCGCCUUCCACAGGGAUGUUCUCUGGGCUUACCUGUGAAUCUUCAACCAGAGCACCCGCGUGCUGCUGGCCAAGUGGGGGGCAGCAGCAGCGGCAGCUGCCGGGGGGCCACUGGAGAUGGAGGUGCUGCAGCCCCUGAGCCUCCUCACCCUGGACACGCUCCAGAAGUGCAUCUUCAGCCACGAGAACCACUGCCAGGAGCAGCCCAGUGAGUAUAUCCAGGCCAUCCUGGAGCUGAGCUCGUUGGUGGUUCGGCACCAGCUCCGGCCAUUUCUCCACCCAUGGUGGCUGUACAGGCUCUCCUCUGAUGGUCGGCGCUUUGCCCGUGCCUGUGCCACCAUCCACGCCUUCACCGCUGACGUGGUGCAGCAUUGGCGCCGUGCGCUUGCCCGCCUGGGCCACCAGGCCUGGCUGGAUAGCCACCGGGGAUGCAGCAUGGACUUCAUCGACCUCCUGCUGCUCACCAAGGACGAGGAUGGCCACACGCUGUCGGAUGAGGACAUCGCGGCCGAGGCUGACACCUUCAUGUUUGAGGGCCACGACACCACGGCCAGUGGCCUGGCAUGGUUCUUCUACAACCUGGCUGGCCACCCUGAGCACCAGGAGCGAUGCCACCGAGAGGUCCAGGAGCUCCUGGUUGGCCGGGACACUGCAGACGUUGAAUGGGAGGACCUGUCCCAGCUGCCCUUCACCACCAUGUGCAUCAAGGAGAGCCUGCGGCUGCACCCUCCUGUCACUGCCGUGUCCCGGCGCUGCACUGAAGACGUUCCCCUGCGUGAUGGCCAUGUCAUCCCCAAGGGGGUCAUCUGCCUGAUGAGCAUCUACGGGACCCACCACAACCCAGAACUCUGGCCCGAGCCUGAGGUGUUUGAUCCCCUGCGAUUCAGCCCAGAGAACAGCAAGGGACGGUCUCCCUCAUCCUUCAUCCCUUUCUCUGCUGGCCCCAGGAACUGCAUCGGGCAGAGCUUUGCCAUGGCUGAGAUGAAGGUGGUGGUGGCACUCACACUGUCCCAGUUCGUGCUGCGGAGGGACACAACGAGGCCACCCCCACGCCACAAGCCCGAGCUGAUCCUGCAAGCUGAGGAUGGGAUCUGGCUGCUUCUGGAGCCACUGGUGGGAGUGGCCUGAGGGACACAGGUCACCAGGACAUGGGGACACCCUGCCAGGCAGGUGUCACAUGCAGGGGAGGAGUGAGAAUACACGGUAGCAUGAAGGGGACAGUAUUGUUGUGGUGGUGGGGAGGUGUUGUCCUUGGUCAGGGGACACCUCAUGGCAUGGACAUGCCCACCCAUGGACUUGUCCCCUAGGCCACUUGUCACCAUCCAUGGCCGUAUUCCCCCUUGUCACCACCUGUGUCUGUGACCACCCCAUGCCAGAUUUCUCUAUCCACAGCCACAUCAACACUCAUAUCCAUGUCCAUAUCCAUAACCAUAUCCAUGUCCAUACACAUGUCCAUGUCCCAGUCCCCACCAUGUCCCCACCCACAUCCCACAAUAUCCUCACCCAUGACUUAGUUCAACGUCUUUAUUUUCACUCCAAUGUUGGGUGAAGGGAUGAAGAAAAAUGAAAUAAAAUCAAGGCCAAAAUAAAAGGAUUGACCUGUCCAGGACCAUCCAGUAUUCCUUGACGCUGCCAGAUGAAAUGAUUGGAUGCAAAAGGAGAAAUUUUUUAGGGUCGAAAGUAAAAUCCGCUCUCCCAAAUUACAGUAAUCUCACGACUAUAAGGCGCACCCUUUUGACUAAAAUUUUCCCCUGAACCCAGAAUGCGCCUUAUAGUCCGGUGCGCCU
Messenger RNA from Catharus ustulatus (Swainson's thrush), 2593 nucleotides. Its product is annotated as cytochrome P450 4F3-like. Gene Ontology annotation, molecular function: monooxygenase activity; iron ion binding; heme binding. The transcript has 12 exons. The record is from RefSeq and is a predicted model, not a curated record. NCBI's taxonomy places the organism in Eukaryota, Metazoa, Chordata, Aves, Passeriformes, Turdidae.